AUGAAGAUGGUCUCCUCCUCGCGCCUCCGCUGCCUCCUCCUGCUCCUCCUCUCCCUCACCGCCUCCAUCAGCUGCUCCUCCGCCGCGCAGAGAGAUUCAAAACUCCGACUGCUCCUGCACCGGACCCCGCUGCUGGGCUCCAAACAGGACUUGUCUCGCUCCUCCCUGGCGGAGCUGCUCCUGUCAGACCUCCUGCAGGUGGAGAACGAGGCUCUGGAGGAGGAGAACUUCCCUCUGGCUGAAGGUGAACCCGAAGACAUCCAUGUUGACCUGGAACGAGCCGCUGGCGCCGGGCCGCUGCUCUCCCCCCGAGAGAGGAAAGCCGGCUGCAAGAACUUCUUCUGGAAGACCUUCACUUCCUGCUGA
Molecule: messenger RNA, 366 nt
Organism: Toxotes jaculatrix (banded archerfish)
Lineage: Eukaryota; Metazoa; Chordata; Actinopteri; Toxotidae
Gene: sst1.1
Product: somatostatin 1, tandem duplicate 1
Exons: 2
Coding region: 1-366 (121 amino acids)
Biological process (GO): regulation of cell migration
Cellular component (GO): extracellular region
Molecular function (GO): hormone activity
Source: RefSeq, a predicted model, not a curated record